AUGUUGCGAAGUUUAGACACCACUCACCUCACCCUCCUUCGUUCCUUCCUCCGCUCUCCUUGUUGGUUUUCUUCUCAUUCCUCUUUCGCUUUCAAAACAAUCACUACACUCUCACAAUCUAAACCAUACUCUUUUCUUUCACUUUCCUCAACACAACAACAUGCAUCUUCCUUCACCCCGCCUCCUUUUCGCUCCUCCCUUAUACGCCGCGUUUCGUCUUUUCCUACACUCCACUGGAACGACGCCGUUUCUUGCUCCGAAGUUGAUGCUCAUGCUCAUGCUCAUUCCACUCAUGAUGGAACCCUCGAUCAGGAUACCAAACCUGCCAUUCCUGUUAGAGCUUUCUUCUUCUCUACCAGUGUUGAUUUAAAAAGCUUGGUGGAGCAGAACAAACCAAACUUUGUCACACCAUCAUCCCGUAUGACCAAUUAUGUAGUUCUCAAGUUUGGCAAUCUUAGCGAUUCCAAGGCUCCUGGUUCUUCUUUCUUGAAUGGAACAAAUGGCUGUUACAUGGUAGUUUUUCAGUAUGGCUCCAUUGUACUGUUUAAUGUCUGCGAACACCAGGUUGAUGGCUAUUUGAAAAUUGUUAGGAAACAUGCAUCUGGUUUGCUUCCUGAAAUGAGAAAGGAUGAGUAUGAAGUUAGAGAAAAAUCAGCUUUAAGCACAUGGAUGCUAGGAGGACUAGAUUACAUAAUGUUACAAUACUUGGACGUUGAUGGAAUUCGAACUAUUGGCAGUGUACUAGGUCAAAGUAUUGCUCUUGAUUACUAUGGCCGGCAGGUUGACGGAAUGGUUGCAGAAUUUACAGACAUAAAUCGUGAGAUGGAAGCGACUGGAAAGUUCAAGAUGCAAAGGAAAAAACUUUUCCAGUUGGUUGGCAAGGCAAAUUCAAAUCUUGCUGAUGUGAUUCUAAAGCUUGGACUAUUUGAGAGAUCAGAUAUCGCAUGGAAAGAUGCCAAAUAUGGUCAGAUAUGGGAGUAUCUCAGGGAUGAAUUUGAGUUAACUCAGAGAUUUGCAAGUCUUGAUUUCAAGUUGAAAUUUGUGGAGCACAAUAUCCGAUUUCUACAAGAAAUUCUUCAAAACAGGAAAUCUGAUUUCCUAGAGUGGCUCAUUAUUGCAUUGAUUGGUGCCGAAAUUCUGCUAUCCCUAUAUGACAUUGUUCAACGGUCUGCAAUGAAUCUUUAG
Vicia faba (fava bean) is the source of this 1185-nucleotide messenger RNA. The record is from the annotation of a GenBank genome assembly. NCBI's taxonomy places the organism in Eukaryota, Viridiplantae, Streptophyta, Magnoliopsida, Fabales, Fabaceae.